Erythranthe guttata (spotted monkey flower) is the source of this 3165-nucleotide messenger RNA. Lineage: Eukaryota; Viridiplantae; Streptophyta; Magnoliopsida; Lamiales; Phrymaceae. The record is from RefSeq and is a predicted model, not a curated record.
GAUUUUUCAAAUAAUAUAUGGAUUAAUUAAUUCAUAAUUGGAAGAUGGUAGUCUAUACGAGAUAAAAAGGGGAAAUCAUAAAUGUUCUCGUGUGAUUCGCAGGUUGUUGCAUGAGGGCGAAGUUUAACCAAUGCACUUCGAGUAGCUGCAGAUUCUCUUGUUAAUAGAAAAAAGAAACACUUUUUUUUCUAAUGUUUGGUGUAAUCGACUCCUUUGCUUUUGGAAAUUACGAAUACCUCGUUUCAUGUUUAAUAGCAGUCAACAUUGAACCCUUUAUGAAGUUGAUUUUACUGAAUUUAUUUUUACUUUUAACCAGAUAUUGAGUAAAUUACAUUCUCAUCCCUUGAGAUUUAUGUCUAAUAUUAUAUAGACGUUCGUAUGUUAAAAUAUUACAAAGACCUCCCUUAAUAAGGAUCUCAUACGGCCAAACGAUGAGAUCCCACAAUCGCCGGCUUAGUCGGAUUUUCGCAACAUAAUUAUUUUGUCCGAUUUUCCCACUAUUACCUAUGCGUUAGAUGGCUAGGUCCGAGGAGACGAACCAUACCGAUACCGCCACACAUCCACACACAACUACAGAUAUGACGGAGCCACAAGCCCGCUACGUCUGGAGACAUUGAUCGACUCACGGUUCCUCAAUAUUUAGGGGUCUCGUAACUAGUAGUAAGGGUGGAUUUUUUUUUACUAUACUGUCCCUACCAACACGUUGCUCUACCGAGCCAAAUGAAAACAAAUUUAAAUAAAUUUAAAAAAAAAAAAUAGUUUAUAGCUUAGACACACACACACAAAUAUAUAUAUUACAAGAAACAGUCCACUUCACCAUCAUCUCAUCUCAUUAACAAAUCCUCAGAUAAAUAUUGAUUACUAAAGUUUGAAUCUUGAUUUAUUAUUUACAAAAUAUAUAUAUGAUUAAUCUGUUGCUACUUGUUAAUAUGUUAAUAAUUAGCUAAAGUUAAAGCGACUUUUGAGCAUAUAAAUCAUUGUCACCCACACAAAAUAUAUCCUAAGUUUCAACUCUCCACAUUUUGUCGAAAUUUCCGAGAGCCGGACUUCAAAUUUUCUAUAGUGCAUAUAUCCUUAUCAAGGCUCUUUCUUGCUACUUUCUUGCCUAGGAAGUAACCAAGAAACCUCCAAUAUUUUGUACAUACAUAUAUAAUCUUGACCAAGCUCUAAACCUCAGUGUGUGUUUUCCUCUCUCCUCUCUCUAAAAAAAACAUGAUUCUUGAUCAUGUGUAAUGUAUUACUUCAAUUCUAAUGACAAAGUAGGUGAGUGUUUGUCUUAAAAGAAAGGAAAAAAAAUGAUUCUUGUCAUAAGUAUUGCAUUUCUCUCUAUUUUGUCACAAAGUUAUGCUUCUUCUUCGCAGUGUCCUAUUGACCUAAACUAUGUCCUAACAAUCCCAUGGGACACCUCUUCUUGCGAAAACAACGACAAAAACAACAACGUAACUACCAACUGCUGCCAAACCCUGACCAGCCUAUACGGCGUAGGCGUCGCCCAACACCUGAAAACGACCUCUCUAUUCCGCCUCAAAAGUCUUCAAGCUUCAAUCUCAUGCCUUUCGAAUUUCCAAACUAAACUUGACCGCCUCAAUCUCCCUCCGAAUCUCGCCUCCCAAUGCUUCGAUCCACAGAAUUUUGUCAACACAACAAACGUUUGUGCAAACAUCCAAACGAAACAAGACUGGCUCACGGUUUUAGGAAACGGGCCCACGUCCCUCGACAGCGACUGCAGUCAAGACCUGUCUGAUCUCUCCGCAUGUGAUGCAUGUGUGCUAUCCGGGUUUAGGGUUCAAUCACAACUGCUCGGUUUCGAUGGAAAUGAUUCUCACUCGAAGGGUUGCUUCUACUACACGAUUCUUUAUGCUGCGGGUGUGGUCAACGAGCAUGGCCCUUUUAGUAACGGUGCACUUUCUUGCAUAUUUGGUCUGCCUCUGAACUUGCCUAAAACGAGCGGGUCGAAAUGGGCUCUCGUUUUCAGCUUGUUCGGAGGCGGUUCUGCUUUCUUGGUGGUGACUUGUUUGGUUGGUUUUUGGUUGACAAGAGGGCGGGAAAUUCCGAAUUGGGAGUUUGAUUUUGAGGAUGACUUGUUGCUGAAUUGGAGGCCAAAGGCCGAUUCGAUUUGGUACAAGGUUCGAGAACUCGAGAGGGCGACCAAUAGAUUCUCGGACAAGAAUUUGAUCGGACAAGGUCAGUUCGGAGCCGUGUACAAAGGAAAAUUAGUGAAAGAUGGUGAAGCCACGAAUAUUAUUGCUGUCAAGAAACUAAUGGAUUCCGAUUUUCAAGGGGAUUCCGAUUUUUGCAGAGAAGUCGAGAUCAUCAGCACUCUCAAGCACAAAAACCUUGUCCCAUUAAGAGGGUGUUGUGUCUCGGGACAAGGCCAGAAGUAUCUAGUGUAUGACUACAUGCCAAAUGGGAAUUUAAAUGACCAUUUAUUCCCACUUGACAAAAAAUCCCCAUUCAAUAAAAAUAAUGUAAGUAAGCCAAUGAGUUGGCCUCAAAGAAAGAACAUAAUUCUUGAUGUGGCUAAUGCACUAGCUUACCUCCACCAUGGUGUUAAUCCACCUAUAUACCAUAGGGAUAUCAAGCCCACAAACAUACUUCUAGAUGCACGUAUGAGAGCUCGGGUCGCAGAUUUCGGGCUCGCGAGACAAGCGGGAGACUGUGGGUCCCACCUGACGACCCGAAUAGGCGGGACCCACGGGUAUCUAGCGCCGGAGUAUGCUCUCUACGGCCAACUGACGGAGAAGAGCGAUGUUUACAGCUUCGGGAUUGUGGUUCUUGAAAUUAUGUGCGGGAGGAAGGCGCUCGAUUUUUCUUCGUCGGAGUUCUUGAUUACGGAUUGGGUUUGGCCGGCGGUGAAAGGUGGCGGGGUGGAGAGAGUGUUGGAUCCUCGGUUGGACUCGGGGGGUGGGGGAGAAUCCUCUAGAAGAUACCCUUUGAUGGUUAUGGAGAGAUUUGUGAGGGUGGGGGUUUUGUGUGCUCAUUUGAUGGUUUCUUUGAGGCCUACCAUAUCGGAUGCUUUGAAAAUGUUGGAAGGGGAUAUUGAUGUACCUGAUAUUCCUGACAGGCCAUUGUAUGGUAGUGCAAUUAGAACAUAGUUUUGAUGUGUGUAUAUUGUAUAGCAUCCUUUCACAUAUAUGAUUAUAAAGUAUAAUGAGUGUGACUAAA